Molecule: messenger RNA, 1945 nt
Organism: Rhodofomes roseus
Lineage: Eukaryota; Fungi; Basidiomycota; Agaricomycetes; Polyporales; Fomitopsidaceae
Product: monooxygenase
Exons: 10
Coding region: 142-1848 (568 amino acids)
Molecular function (GO): FAD binding
Source: RefSeq, a predicted model, not a curated record
CAAGUUAGGAUCUGGUGGCUCGCUGUGCAGGCUUGCAGGAAGGGUCAAAUACCGCAUAUAAGGAGAUGCCUCUGUUCCUCGACAAUCCACCUUCAACGAAGAAUACUACCCUCUGCCUUUGCACCCGGCUAUAUCUAGACGAUGUCUCACGAAUCAAUCGCCCCAGUGCUUGUCGUUGGAGCAGGCCCUGCAGGGCUCACCAUCGCCCUCUCCCUCCUGAAGAACGGUGUCCCCGUUCGCAUCAUCAACAAAGCCCCCGUCGACCACAAGGAGCAACGCGGCCUCGGCCAGCAGCCCCGAACGCAGGAGGUGUUCCACUUCUUGGGCGCCCUCCUGGAGAUGCGGACGAUGGGGAUAGAUUUGCAGCCGCUCGUGUUCUACAAGUUCCCCGGGGGGAAGGAGGUGCUGACGACGCUGCGCCUCGUGGCGUCCGAGGACCCUACGCCGUCCAGGCCCUUCAACAACCCCAUACAGGUCCCGCAGUACCAUACGGAGGCUGUUCUGCGCUCGCAUCUGGCGAAGUACGGGUGUUCGGUGGAGCUGAACACGGAGUUCGUUGGGCUCAAGCAAUUUGACGAUCACGUUGAGGCUACCGUCAAGCGAAUGGAAGGCGGCGAGGAGAUGAUCGAGACAAAGAGUUACCGGUGGCUCGUCGGCGCGGAUGGAGGACGAAGCGUGGUGCGCAAGCAGAGUGGGCUCGCGUUUGAAGGCACGUCCACUCCAGAGAAAGCGAUCUUGGGCGAACUGUACUUAGAGGGAUUGGACACCGAGCACUGGCACAUGUGGCUCAAGGAUGCAGGCAAUGACCUUCCCACCAGCUUGCUUGUUCGCACGACGGAGGUACCGGGCAAAUUCUGGUUCAUGCUCUCGGGCGACAUCGACCCUGAUCAAGCGCUCGUAAGCAAUGAAUCUGUGAAGCAGGCGUUGCAACUGGCUAUGGAACGCGAUGACCUCCCCUUGGGGGAGAUCGUUCAUGUGACCGACUACAGACCUAGCGUGCGUAUGGUGAACAAAUUCAGGACAGGUCGCGUUUUUGUAGUCGGGGAUGCAGCACACGUGCAUACCCCUCGAGGAGGACAGGGCCUCAACUCGAGCGUACAGGACGCGUUCAACCUCGGCUGGAAGCUCGCCUUGGUAGAGACAGGUCUCGCUCCGCCUUCGCUUCUGGACACAUACAACGAAGAGCGACUCCCCGUCAUCAAGCGCAUGCUCCAAGAGACUGUUCGAAUGACGCAGGAUGUCUUCACCAAACGCGGCGACGCGGAGUCGAUCAAGUCAGCCUGGCAGCGCGGCACGCACCUCAAGCAGUUCGGAAUCAACUACAGAUGGAGCUCGAUCGUCUUUGACGAGCGAUUCCAGGCGAUCGACGCGCAGGGCGCGGAGGCGGCGGCGCUCAACCCAUACGGCACCGAGGGCGAUAGUAUACUAAGGGCGGGCGAUCGCGCACCCAACGCUACGGGGCUGGUGCGUGUCGGCCAGGACGCACAGUCCCAGACGACGGAUCUCUUCAGUGUCUUUGGGCCCACCCACCAUACAGCCUUGAUCUUUGGCGGGGGUGCCGCCGGCAUACGAGCCAUAAUCAAGAGCCUGCAGGUAUGUCCCCCGGGCGCAUUGUUCACCGUCAUCGUAUCUCCAGGAGCAGAUUCGGUUGCUCUGAAUGCGGCGGAUGGCGGAGAUGCAGUCUUGCACGACGGCGACGGCACCGCAUACGCAGGGUAUGGCAUGUCGGAGUACCAGACCUAUGUCGUCAUUGUGAGGCCGGAUGGAGUCGUUGGUGCAACUGUGUCGGGGGAGGAAGGGGUGAGGAAAUACUUCGGCGCAGUAUUCUCAGAUAUUCAACCGGCAUAAGCCGUGCUUAGGGUAAGUAUCACUCGUACUAUAACGUUCGUGAAUGUAUCAUUCUUGUAUCAUAUAUGAUACUUAUACGCGAACGACAAUCGCACGG